GUGCGGCCCAGACAGUCAAAAAGGAAAAUGGAGAGGAAAAAGUUCCACCCUCACUAAAUGCAAAGAUUGCUUUCGCUAGAGCAUGGGGUUGGUGCAGCUGCCUCUGGAUGGAAUCUAUAUGGGAUUAUUAUCCUGCUGGAUUUGCGUUUUGUUUUAGGGCUACAACGUAAUGUAUUGGAAAAGCGAACAAAUGUUGGCUUGCCCCGAGGUGGAUGACAUUGAAAAUGGGUUUAACUCGACCUUCGACAGCACGGGCACAUCGGAUUACAUUUUCGGAGAUGAGUCGUAUUCACCAUCUUCGUCUUUGUCUUCCUUGACACCGCAGACAAUGGCAUCAGCCUCUCUGGGGAAAAGCCUUUGUACAAGUUGUGGUUUGGAGAUAGUUGACAAAUACCUACUCGAGGUGAACAACUUGUGUUGGCAUGUGAACUGCCUCUCGUGCAGCAUGUGCCAAACUCCUCUAGGAAGACAUGUCAGUUGCUACAUCAAAGACAAGGUGGUUUUCUGCAAACUCGACUACUUCAGGAAGUAUGGAACUCGCUGUGCCCACUGUGGCAGGAACAUGCACUCCAAAGACUGGGUGAGGAGAGCAAAGGGAAACACCUACCACCUGGCCUGCUUCGCCUGCUUCUCCUGCAAGCGCCAGCUCUCCACGGGGGAGGAAUUUGCCCUGGUGGAGGAGAGGGUGCUGUGCCGAAUCCACUACGACUGCAUGCUGGACAACCUGAAACCAGCCAUGGAAAGUGGUGUUACUGUAGAGGGAGCCCCACCAUCAGAACAAGAAGGGUCUCAUCCCAAACCAGCUAAGAGGGCCCGCACUAGCUUCACCACAGACCAGCUACAGGUGAUGCAGGCCCAGUUUGCUCAGGACAAUAACCCAGACGCUCAGACCCUCCAGAAGCUGGCAGAGAGGACUGGCCUCAGUCGCAGGGUCAUUCAGGUUUGGUUCCAGAACUGUCGAGCUCGUCAUAAGAAGCAUGUGAGCCCUCAGCACCAUGUGCCAUCUGCAGCGAUGUCGUCACUACAGCAGUCCAGGCUUUCUCCGCCUCUUAUGGAGGAUCUACACUACACAUCCUACAUACCAACAGACACACCCAUGCUUACAGCACUACACACUUACAUGGAUGUGCACUCUCCCUCCUCCCUGGUGUUCCAGCCUCUUUUAUACCAUUCCAUGACACAGCUGCCAAUCAGCCAUGCCUGAUCUUCACAUCCCGCACCCUGCAGAACCGGCCCUUACCAUUGGUUAGAAUGCUGAGGAGCCAAUGCGAAAGCCCUGUCCAUUAAAGGGUGGGGUGCAAAAUGAUUUGCUAUGGGGAUUUAUCAAAGGAGAUCAAAUUCAGAUGUUAAAUAAGGUUAUGUAAACUUGUUGUUGAUGUAUUGUACAUAUUGGUUGGCAUUUAAUUUAUUUGAGGUAUGUGACUGAGCACUUUGUUAAAAAAAAAAAAAUGUAUUAAUAAUGUGUACACUGAACAAAAAUGGAAUAUGCAACAAUUUCAAAGAUUUUUACAGAUUUACAGUUCAUAAGAAUCAGUCAAUUGAAAAAUUAAUCUAUGGAUUUCAUAUGACUGAAUACAGCUAUAUAGUGCCUUCAGAAAGUUAUUCAGACCCCUUGACUUUUCCCUAAGUUUUGUUACAUUAGCCUUCUAAAAUGGAUUAAAUAAAACAAUCCAAAGCAAUCUACACACAUUAUGGGGUAAUAAAAGGUUUAGAAAUAAACAUACCUUAUGUAAAUAAGUAUUCAGACCCUUUGCUAUGAGACUCAAUUGAGCUCUGGUGCAUCCUGUUUCCAUUUAUCAUCCUUGAGAUGUUUCUACAACUUGAUUGGAGUCCCCCUGAAGUAAAUUCAAUUGAUGAGACAUGAUUUGGAAAGGCACACACCUGUCUAUGUAAGGUCCCACAGUUGACUGCAUGUCAGAACAAAAACCAAGCCAUGAGGUUGAAGGAAUUGUCUGUAGAGCUCUGAGACAGGAAUGUGUCAAGGCACAGAUCUGGGGAAGCAUUGAAGGUUCUCAAGAACACAGUGGCCUCCAUCAUUCUUAAAUGGAAGUUUUGAAGCUGUCCGCCUGACCGAACUGAGUAAUAGAAGUGCGAACCCAAUGGUCACUGACAGAGCUCCUCUGAGGAGAUGGGAGAACCUUCCAGAAGAACAACAAUCUCUGCACCACUCCACCAAUCAGGCCUUUAUGGUAGAGUGGCCAGACGGAAACCACUCCUCAGUAAAAAGGCACAUGGCAGCCUGAAUGGAGUUUGACAAAAGGCACCUAAAGAAUCUGACCACGACAAACAAUAUUCUCUAGUCUAAUGAAACCAAGAUUGAACUCGUUGGCCUGAAUGCCAAGCAUCACAUCUGGAGGAAACCUGGCACCAUCCCUUCGGUGAAGCAUGAUUGUGGCAGCAUCAUGCUGUGGGGAUGUUUUUCAGCGGCAGGGACAAGACAGGAUUGAGGCAAAGAUGAACUGACAAAGAACAGAGAAAGAUCCUUACUGAAAACCUGCUCGAGCGCUCAGGACCUCAUUCUCGGGCGAAGUUUCACCUUCCAACAGGACAACGACCCAAAGCACACAGACAACACAGGAGUGGCUCUGGACAAGUCUCUGAAUGUCCUUGAAUGGCAGAGACUUGAACCCGAUCGAACAUCUCUGAAGAGACCUGAAAAUAUCUGCAGCAAUGCUCCCCAUCCAACCUGACAGAGCUUAAGAGGAUCUGCAGAGAUGAAUGGGAGACACUCCCCAAAUACAGGUGUGCCAAGCUUGUAGGGUUAUACCCAAGAAGACUGAGGCUGUAAUCGCUGCCAAAGGAGCUUCAAAGUAAAGGGGUCUGAAUACUUAUUUAAAUGUGUUGGUUUAUUUAAAAAACAUUUCUUAACCUGUUUUUGCUUUGUCAUUAUUGGGUAUUGUGUUUAGAUUAAGGGGGAAAUCAACUAUUUAAUCAAUUUUAUAAGGGUGUAACCUAACAAUCAUUUGUAGAAAGUUAAGGGGUCUGAAUACUUUCCAAAUGUACUGUAUAUCUGGUCAUGAAUCCCUUAAAUAAAAAGGUACAAUAUGGGCAGGGAUCAGAAAACCAGUCGGUAUCUGGUGUGACCACCGUAAGUCUCAUGCAUAUCUCCUUUACAUCAGGCUGUUGAUUAUGGCCUGUGGAAUGUUGUCCUACUCUUCAAUGGCUGUGCAAAGAUUUUGGAUAUUGGCGGGAACUGAAACAUGCUCAAUGGGUGACAUGUCUGGUAAGAAUGCAGACCAUGGACGAACUGCAACAUUUUCAGCUUCCAGGAAUUGCGUACAGAUCCUUGCCACAUUGGGCCUGUGCAUUAUCAUGCUGAAGCAUGAACUGAAGGCGGCGGAUGAAUGCCACAACAAUGGGCCUCAGAAUCUCAUAACAGUAUCUUUGUGCAAUUGUGUUCGUUGUCCGUAGCUUAUGCCUGCCCAUACCCACACCACCACCACGGGGCACUCUGUUCACAACGUUGACAUCAGCAAACCUGCAAGCCCACACAACGCCGUCUGCCGUCUCCCGGGUACAGUUGAGACCGGGAAGAUGGUUACGACGCCGAACUGCAGAAAUUUUGCGUUUGUGCAAACCCACAGUUGCGUCAGCAUUCCGAGUGGCUGGUCUCAGACGAUUCCGCAGGUGAAGAAGCCGGAUGUGGAGGUCCUGGUCUGGCGUGGUUACACGUGGUCUGCUGUUGAGUCCGGCUAGACAUACUGCCAAAUUCUCUAAAACAAUGUUGGAGGCAGCUUAUGUAGAGAAAUGAACAUUGAAUUCUCUGGCUACAGCUCUGGUGGACAGUCCUGCACUCAGCAUGCCAAUUGCAUGCUCCCUAAAAACUUAGACAUCUUUGGCAUUAUGUUGUGACAACUUCACAGUUUAAAGUGGCCUUUUGUCCCCAGCACAAGGUGCACCUGUGUAAUGAUCAUGCUGUUUAAUCAGCUUCUUCAUAUGUCAAACCGGUCAGGUGGAUGGAUUAUCUUGGCAAAGGACAAAUGCUCACUAACAUGGAUGAAAAAAAACUUGAGCACAAAAUUUGAGAGAUCUGCUUUUUGUGCAUAUGGAACAUUUCUGUGGGACCAACACUUUACAUGUUGCGUUUAUAUUUUUGUUCAGUGUAUUUUUGUUCAUGUAUAAAUGUAUUUAUGUUUGGACACACCUACUCAUUCAAUGUUUUUUCUUUAUUUGACCAUUUUCUACAUUGUAGAAUAAGAGUGAAGACAAACUAUGAAACACAUGUAAACAAAAAAAAAGUGUUAACCAAAUCUAAAUACAUUUUAUAUUUGAAAUUCUUCAAAGUACACUUGGCAUUCUCUCAACCAGCUGCAUGAGGAAUCAUCUGGCCAGGUCAUCUGAUGCAGCACCAUCACUCUUCUUCUUGGUCAAAUAGCCCUUACACAGCCUGGAGGUGGGUUUUGGGUCAUUGUCCUGUUGAAAAACAACUGAUAGUCUCACUAAGAGCAAACCAGAUGGGAUGACGUAUUGCUGCAGAAUGCUGUGGUAGACAUGCUGGUUAAGUGUGCCUUGAAUUCUAAAUAAAAUCACUGACAGUGUCACCAGCAAAGCACCCCCACACCAUCUCCUCCAUGCUUCACGGUGGGAACCACACAUGCAGAGAUUAUCCGUUCACCUACUCUGCAUCUCACAAAGACACUGCGGUUGGAACCAAAAAUCUCAAAUUUGGACUCAGACCAAAAUGAUAUAUUUCCACCGGUCUAAUGUCCAUUGCUCGUGUUUCUUGGACCAAGCAAGUGGCUUCU
This is a messenger RNA of Oncorhynchus masou masou (cherry salmon), 4745 nucleotides long. RefSeq names its product LIM/homeobox protein Lhx8-like. Gene Ontology annotation, cellular component: nucleus. NCBI's taxonomy places the organism in Eukaryota, Metazoa, Chordata, Actinopteri, Salmoniformes, Salmonidae. Gene Ontology annotation, molecular function: RNA polymerase II transcription regulatory region sequence-specific DNA binding; DNA-binding transcription factor activity, RNA polymerase II-specific. The transcript has 8 exons. Bases 170 to 1204 code for a protein of 344 amino acids. The record is from RefSeq and is a predicted model, not a curated record. Gene Ontology annotation, biological process: regulation of transcription by RNA polymerase II; forebrain neuron development; neuron differentiation.